AUGGAAGGCCAGUGGAGAUUUGAACAGGCGGGCUGCCAUGUCCAAAACAUGGCGAACUGGCUCGUCGUAAACAAGCAGGAUGAGGAAUAUCUUAUCCAAGUGUCGUGGCCACUCGAGUGGAAAUCGACCCAAGAUGAGCCAAUCGUCGACAAAGCCAAUGCGAUAUAUAUCGUGGAUGGCAAUGCGAUGAUGCUCUCAGCAACAGACAUUGUGCGACGACGGCAAAUACGUAAAUCGGACGAGACAUCGGCAAUAAUCAUCGGAAUCUCCUACCCAUUGGCCCAAUCUGUUUACAGCCCUCGUCGAAACCAUGAUCUAACUCCCCCUUGCGAGAAAUAUGACUCGCCCCAAGGCCCAGAUGGAAAUCCCAAUCCUUAUGAGUACGGAGGUGCAGAUGCUUUUCUCUAUUUCAUAACGAACACUGUUCAUCAUUUUGUGUUUUCGUCAAUAUUCCCUCGCGUGUCAGUUUGCCAAACUGCUCUGUUCGGACACUCAUUUGGGGCCCUGUUCGCCCUCCAUGCACUGUAUACAGCCCCCGCAAGCUUCGACGCUUAUCUUGCUGCAAGUCCGUCAAUUUGGUGGAACGAGAGAUUUUUGUUGCAGGAAGAAGAGCAAUUCUACAAUCUGCCAGAGUCGCACCACCGGCCGAAAGUUUGGAUGGCUUAUGGAUCACUUGAGCAGUCACCCAUACGUCAAAAAAAUCAGUCUUUGGAGGAAUAUGAAAAACGGUUGGCGAUAGUCAACGAACGUCUCAUGGGGGAUAAUUGCGACCAAAUGUUUGUUCGACUUUUGCAAAGUGGUCGGGUACAGUCAGUCACAAGAAGAAUAUACGAAGAUGAAGACCAUGGAAGUGUCAUUGCUGGGGCACUGAGCGGAGCUAUCUUCCAUUUCCUUGAUCAAGGCGAUGAAUGA
This is a messenger RNA of Penicillium coprophilum, 912 nucleotides long. RefSeq names its product alpha/beta hydrolase. Gene Ontology annotation, molecular function: hydrolase activity, acting on ester bonds. The record is from RefSeq and is a predicted model, not a curated record. The transcript is spliced from 2 exons. Lineage: Eukaryota; Fungi; Ascomycota; Eurotiomycetes; Eurotiales; Aspergillaceae. The coding region runs from base 1 to 912 and encodes 303 amino acids.